GGACAAGUAUUGGAAGAAAAACAGUCAAAGGAAUAGACCACUUUCACCACAUCUUAGUAUAUACAAAUAUCAUAUCCCUAUGAUGUUGUCGAUAUCAAAUAGAAUCACGGCCAGUAUCGUCACAGGAGCUUUCUUUGCUGCGCCCAUGAUCUACCUGUUUGGCACAAAGGAUUUCGCGGGUUAUUAUGCACUUCUACAGAACUCUGGUCCAUUAGUUCAGAGAGCGGUUACAUUUGCCAAGCUGAACCUGGCUUUCUGCUUCAGUUUCCAUUUUUGGGCCAGCAUAAGACAUUUUGUCUGGGACACAGGAAAGGGCUACUCGACUGAGCAGCUUUACCAGACCGGCUAUGCCUUGCUAGCAGCUACACUUCUCACAACGGCUGGGCUUAUGUGUCUGUAACCUAGGAACAUUGCUCAAGACUUUGUGGAGAUAAUUUUCACCCUAUCAGUCUUUGCACUGACUAUGAGAUACCGAAAUUUAAUGUGGUCUAGAACAGUAGAAAUCAAAUAUGUGUACAUAAUGAGACGUGUUCUUGGAAAACUGGGAUUCAUGCAUGACCGUAAAGUGUCUUCCCAGAAUAGCCUUUGCAGUGCGCACAUGCUAAUCAGGGACGUCUCUUUCCGUCUUAAUUGGUUAUCCCUGAAAAGAGGCCUCCUUCUUAUGAAAAUGCAAUUAAAGUGGAGUGAUGAUUAUCGUGUAGAGUGCACAGGCUAACCUGUGAUGG
Dreissena polymorpha is the source of this 725-nucleotide messenger RNA. RefSeq lists its product as uncharacterized. Gene Ontology annotation, biological process: tricarboxylic acid cycle; mitochondrial electron transport, succinate to ubiquinone. Gene Ontology annotation, molecular function: succinate dehydrogenase activity; electron transfer activity. NCBI's taxonomy places the organism in Eukaryota, Metazoa, Mollusca, Bivalvia, Myida, Dreissenidae. Gene Ontology annotation, cellular component: membrane. The record is from RefSeq and is a predicted model, not a curated record. Bases 80 to 400 code for a protein of 106 amino acids. The transcript is spliced from 4 exons.